Molecule: messenger RNA, 1485 nt
Organism: Capronia epimyces CBS 606.96
Lineage: Eukaryota; Fungi; Ascomycota; Eurotiomycetes; Chaetothyriales; Herpotrichiellaceae
Exons: 2
Coding region: 1-1485 (494 amino acids)
Molecular function (GO): protein binding
Source: RefSeq, a predicted model, not a curated record
AUGGGCUUCCUCACCCGGCAUGCUGCAGAUGCCGGUUCAGAGGCGGGAGCAUCGUCAACUGUGCACCCUGACGCUGUCAUCCCAGUCGAGCAGAAUGCGCCCUUCCUUCAGUUGCCCCCUGAGAUAAUCUAUCAGAUCCUCUGCUGUCUUCCCUGCCAGUCCCUGGUCUCCCUCUCUCGAACCUGUCGACAGCUGCGCGGGCUAGCCCAGGAAGAUCUAUUAUGGGCGAACCUGCUUCGACCGAACAUACCUUCUCAAGACUUUCCACCCGACCCCUAUCCAGCCUCGUCAUAUCGCGAUCUCUAUAUAUCUCACCAUCCGUACUGGUUUCUACCACGCCACAAGAUAUGGAUAUCGGACGAGUCCUAUAUCGGACGGGUGAUGAUAUGCAAAUUCGAUCCAAGGCGAGGGUGCAUAGAAGGAUAUCGGUUGCUGGCAGAGAGGACUCCGUCCUCCGGGAUAUUAUGGCCAUACAAGCCGAGUGUGGUCAUCCACUCCUUUCAACCUAGGGUACACUUGUGGCUCGAUGAUCCCAUCCUAAAAUUGCCGCAUGACAUCGUUCCCUUUAACGCACGGCAAGGAUGGUGGGAGGCAGAAAUCAAGAUGAGUGUCGGGAGACCUGGCCACAACACAUCUGCCUCCUUUUUCCUGGCUCGCAACAUACCGGAGCAUCUGCAAAACAAGAGCAUGAUCCUCUGGCCGCCGUGGACCAUUCCCGGAAUGCCUCGAGUACGUGCCGCUAGCAUCGACAAUUUCAGAGGCGUCGGUCAUAAGCCACAGACGUACGACGAAAUCUCGCAGACCACGUUCCGUCUUAGACAGUGGUCUCAAUUCAGUACUGGCAUGGCGCACUUUGGCAUUCGCGUCGGCGAAGAGGUGAGUACAUGGAGCACAAUUGAUCCGAGUCUUUAUACUCCGACACCAGAAAAGCCGUACCAAGGCAUUUACGUGGGGGACUACGCCGGCCACGGGUGCGAGUUUCUUUUGGUCAUGCAGACAGACAAAGCACCUAGCGCCCCGGUUAGACCAGUCUCGACGUAUCUUCGAGCCAUGAUCGGUCUUAGGAAUGACGAGGAAUCUAGUGAAGAAGAGCUAGAGCAAGCCACUCAUGCCGCCAGUUCACAGCCGACGGUGCAAGAUGAUGAUGGAGUGUACCACGGAGCCAUCGAGGCCGUGAAAUUGACCGGUGAUCCAAACAUCCCUCGCGGUGAACACACAUUCAUCGCCGACGACAUCGGGCCCAACGGGUUCAUAAGAAUUGCCGAGGAGCAUCCUUUCUGUGGGGCGCGUGUAGUCAAGAGUCGCGGUCAUGUUGCCGCGCGCGGAUUUCAAAAUGACGAAUUCAUACCAUCCCAGCUGAUCAUGAUCAGCCAUGAUAAAUUGGCCCAGUACUGGGUACCGUUCGGACAUAUUUCGUUCUAUGAAAGGAUUGACAUUGACACAUUGAUGGACGAGACAUUCAGGCCGCACAGUAGCGGAGUGUGA